Messenger RNA from Pungitius pungitius (ninespine stickleback), 2016 nucleotides. RefSeq names its product endoplasmic reticulum-golgi intermediate compartment 1 (gene ergic1). The record is from RefSeq and is a predicted model, not a curated record. Lineage: Eukaryota; Metazoa; Chordata; Actinopteri; Perciformes; Gasterosteidae. Bases 134 to 1006 code for a protein of 290 amino acids. The transcript is spliced from 10 exons.
CGGCUUCUGCAAAGCGUACUAAGCUGACGUCAGCCCGGUACCGAUGAAUAACCGGCAGCGCUGACGAGAGCUGUGCGUUGGCCCGUUGUGUGUCUCUUUUGUCCGCUAAUCCCCUGACGAACGUGCUAACAUCAUGCCUUUCGAUGUCAGGAGAUUCGACAUCUACAGGAAAGUGCCAAAGGAUCUGACCCAGCCCACAUACACGGGAGCUUUCAUUUCCAUCCUCUGCUGCUUCUUCAUCGUCUUCCUGUUCCUGUCUGAGCUGACGGGCUUCAUAGCCACAGAAUUAGUAAAUGAACUGUAUGUAGAUGAUCCAGAUAAGGACAGUGGUGGGAAGAUAGAAGUGAGUUUAAACAUCAGUUUGCCACACUUACACUGUGAUUUGGUGGGUUUGGACAUCCAGGACGAGAUGGGCCGCCACGAGGUCGGUCACAUCGACAACUCCAUGAAGAUUCCUCUCAACCAGGGCGACGGUUGUCGCUUCGAGGGAGAGUUCAGCAUCAACAAAGUACCUGGAAACUUCCAUGUGUCAACGCACAGCGCCACAGCGCAGCCCCAAAGCCCGGACAUGACCCACAACAUCCACAAGCUGGCAUUUGGAGAAAAGCUCCAGGUACGAAAAGUACAAGGGGCCUUCAACGCGUUGGGAGGAGCUGACAAGCUUUCAUCCAAUCCUCUGGCGUCACAUGACUACAUCCUGAAGAUUGUACCGACGGUGUAUGAAGACCUAUCGGGCAGACAGAGGUUCUCCUACCAGUACACGGUAGCCAACAAGGAGUACGUCGCUUACAGCCACACGGGCAGAAUCAUCCCGGCCAUCUGGUUCAGAUACGACCUCAGUCCCAUCACAGUCAAGUACACGGAGAGGAGACAGCCCUUCUAUCGCUUCAUAACAACAAUCUGUGCCAUCGUCGGCGGAACCUUCACAGUCGCGGGAAUCAUCGACUCCUGUAUAUUCACCGCUUCGGAGGCCUGGAAGAAGAUCCAGAUCGGGAAAAUGUCUUGAGGACGGCUCUCCACUCCUUCCCUGCACCUUUAUUUAUAAGUGCAAGGUUGCUAGCCUGUUAGCUAAAUCCUACCCACCUCCUUUUUGGAGGUGAUUUGCGACCUCGAUUUAACUACCAGGCUACACGGCGGCGUCUGCUCUUUAAACUCCUCUUAGGCGCCGUCUGCUGUGUCCACGCAGUCCGUCACUUGCAUGCUUCCUCCGUCUUCGUGUCAGGAGAGGAGAGGGGGGGGGGGGGGGGCUAUUUUGUUACUGUGGAGAUGAAGUAUUGUGUGUCAGGGUCCAACCAGUAUUUGAACUCUGGACUAAAAAAAAAGAAGAAAAAAACUGAUUCAAUCUUUUUUAUUUUUGUUAUGACCCUGUGGCCAAAUUCCCCACUCAAAGGGGGAAUUUUCAAGCUCUAGCUGAAUGAUGCCAGUCUAACUACUCUGAUUCCUCUGCUGCAAAAGGCGAUUCUCAUUUGAAAGAGAGGUUCUGCUUAGUAAGACCAGACUGAACUUUAUUGUGUUGCCGUAGGUUACGUUGUCCAUAAGACGGCAUUUUGACAUAUUUCCAGCCAAUCUUGUCGUCUCUCCUGUUUUCUCAUUUUCCUUUUGGUUUCACUUCGGAUUACCAUCACAUCUCAUUUGUCUGUUUCAAUGGCUUUUGUUACAUACUUGGUAGAUUUACUUUUUAAGAGAUUUCUUUUAAAAUAAAGUGUUCAUUGUUUAUCUUUCAAUGUAUACCAACAUUUCAUUAAUGUUUGAUUUCCAAUUUUUUCCAAUCCAUUUGAAUACUUGCAAACGUGUCUUUUUAUUUUAUUUUUUUGCAAGCUUUUCUGGUUUUUCUUUUACACAGUACAUGAACUGAGUUUCUAUGAAGCUGUAAAUUAUUAAGAAGUUUUGGUUUAGUGAAGACGGAACUUGUAGGCCAAGGCUUUUUACCUAAUUUUUCUUUCCUUUUAUACUGUUGUUUGAUAACCCUGAUGGAACAGAGAUAAAUACAAGCCCUCAUAAACUGGUCUUUUUCUA